AUGAACAUUCACCAACAGCAAGGUAACAUGGGGUCUUGGCGUGACGGGUUUGCUGCUGACAGACACAAGGUGGUUCAAAUCUUGACGCAAACAUUGAAGGAUACACAGCCUGCCAACUAUGAUGCAAACAAGGCGGCACAAUUGGCACAGGAAUUCGAAAAUUUUACCUUCCAGAAGUCCCAAAGUAGGGACGACUAUAUGAUCAGCAUUAAGAGCAAGAUAGGCCAAUUCAAGGCCAGUGUGAAUAGGAAUGGAAUGCAACAGCAGCAACAGCAGCAGCAACAGCAACAACAAAACACCGGUCUUCGUCAGCCACAACAGCAGCAGCAGCCUAAUGUAAAUGCACCACAGCAACAGCAGGGCAAUAUGAACGUGCAGAAUAUGAAUUUCUUGCAACGUCAAGCUCAAGCUAGGCAACAAUCAGCAGCUCAAAUCCAAGCUCAGCUUAGGAACAAGAACCAGCAGCAGCAACAGCCACCAACUCAACAGCCACAGCAAAAUCAAUUCCAGCAAUCAAUCCAGCAACAACAGCAGCCAACACAACAAUUACCACCUGGCGGAGCCAAACCAGCUCAACCGCAACUUAACCAGCAGCAAUUGAUUAGAAUUGGUAAUCAGCUUAGAAAUGCCCCAAUCCCUCAGGCCUUACUCUCCAAAAUUCCUAAUCUUCCACCAAAUGUCAAUACGUUGAGCCAAAUUAUUGAAUGCAUCCAGAAUGGUAUCAUUCCAAGCUCUGUAACUCAGCUUGUUAAAGACAUUCAUAACACUCAUGUUCAAUUGGUCGUUCGUCAACAGCAGCAGCAACAGCAGCAACAGCAGCAAAAUGUUAACCUGAUGCAAGCAAAUCUGCAGCAGAUGCAACAACAAGGAUUGAAUCCUCAAGCUCCUGUGAACAAUGCAAACAUCACGUCAGCUUUGAACAAUCCAAACUUGACCGCACAGCAAAAGCAGCAAUAUCAGAGGCAAUUGCAACAACAACAGCAACAACAGCAGCAGCAACAACAGCAGCAACAGAGAGCUCCAUCAGUGGUUAAUGGAGGACCUCAACAGCAGCAGCAAUUUCCUCAAUCUCAAAUUCCUCCAGGACAGCAAAUGAGAAACCAACAACAGCCAGCGCCCCAAAUGUUGCCUCAGGGUCAAAACCAGGUUCAAGGUCAAAUUCAACCUCAAGGUGGACAAGCGCAAGGACAAUCUAACCUUGCAAAUGGACCGAAUUUGAAAAUUACGCCUCAAGAUAUGAUGAAGUACAGUCCAGAUGCUUUAAGUAUGUUGACUAAACUUCAAGAGAGAGGAGAAAUCACUCGUAAUUUGAAUAUGAAUCAGAAGGAAGAGUUUAUUAAGAAGUAUAUCGUGCAUCAUAAGAAUCUUCUUUGGAAGCAACAAAAUGAACUAGCUGCCAAUAGAAACACAAUUAAUGGAGCAAAUAAUAUCGGUGGUACGGCUCCACAACAGCAGUUGCAGCCACAACACCAACAACAAACAAGUCAAGCUAUGCUUAAUCAGUCUGCAAUGUUAAAUCAGAACAUUCCCUUACAACAGCAAGCGCAACAGCAACAGCAGCAGCAAAUGCAACCGAAGAUUAAUCAAUCUAUGGCUCAAUUUAACAACAAUACCUCUCCUGUUUUACCCUUUAAUGGAUUAAACCAAUCAAUGCAGCCUCGAGUGCCAAUGCCUUCUCAAAAUCCUAAUCCUAACCCAAAUUCAAACCAAAGCCAAAACCCUAACCAGAAUCAACACUUGCAACAGCAGCCAAUUCCACAAAAUAGAAACAACUUUCAACAACAACAACAGCAGCAGCAACAACAACAACAAAACCGUGCACCAUUGAAUAAUCAGCCAGGGGGUCAACAAGGAAAUCAACCAGGGGGCCAACCUGGAGGAGCACAAGCGAGACCACAGGCAGUCUUGCCUGUCGUAACUGAUGAUGUGAAGUUGAAAUUGAAGCAGCUUGUUGAAAGUGUAUCAAGACAUCAUGUUGCUUUAAAAGAUGAAACCUUAACACUCUCAAUUAAUGAGAAGAAAAUAGUUCGUGAUAGCAUUAUGGCAAUUUCACAGCAGUACGCCAGUGUUGAUAGUAUCAUAACAUAUUUUUAUGUGACUACUAGAAAUGCUGAUGGAACUACGAAAUUGAUUCAAAUGAAAUAUAUGACGAAAAACAUCAUCGAAAGUUUACAAAGAGGAAUCUAUUUGGCUACACCUGAUUUAUUAGAUAAACUUAGAGCACAAUAUCAAAAAUACUUUGAAUAUGUGAAGGAUCAAAUAAGUAACAGAAGGCAACAAAUGCAGCAAGUCCAGCAACAACAGCUGCAACAGAUGUCAUCUGUAAAUCCACCUCUUGCUCCUACUCAGCCUCAGCCACUGCAGCAGUUUAACAAUAUUCAACAACAGAGGGCCAACGCAAUGCAAAGAGGAGGGCAAAUACCUCCUCAACAACCACAGGGAAAUCAAAACUGGAAUAAUGCACCUGGAAUUGCUGGUCAACAGCAACAACAAAUGCAAAAGAACCAGCAACCUCCCAUGCAUAGUAGCCCUAUGAUGCCAAAUGGAGUAUCUCCAUUGAUUUCUAAUGCCAAUCUUGCUAUUCAACAACCAAUGAUUGGGAAUAAUAACAAUAAAGUGUCACCUCAGAAACAGAAUGCCAGAAUGCCUCAAGGAAAUCUUAUCAAUAACAGUAAUAUUAAUAACAAUAAUUUGAAGAAGAACAAUGUGGUUCCUCCUGCUGCUAGAAGAAAAUCGAGCAAAGGAACCUCAGCGGCUGGGGGAAUGCCUACCCCUGUUGGUGGCAAUGCCACUACACCUGGCACAUUGGCAAAUUCUAUCAAAACACCAAAUAGUAUAUCUACUCCUAUGAUACCUCCACAAUCUCAAGGUAGCAAUAAGAACACCCCAAUCGAGUCACCUAACUAUCAUAAUAAGAAUCCUUCGGUCUCUUCCGUUAGCUCAACGAAACAACUGAACUCUAACAAUGCACUUACCCAGCAACAGCAACAACAGUUGAUACAGGAUAAAGUGUUUGAAGAUUCCCUUGUAGAAAGCCCAGAGGUGAAUGCUAAAUUAUUAGCAAGGAAGAAGUUAGCAUCAUCAGAUAGCGAGAAAUUCUUCUUCGCCUCAUUGGCCAAUAUGUUGGACCUUGAAGAAGGUACUGGGGAAAACAAGAUUGGAAACUAUAAUGGAAGUAGUGGAGGAAAGAGUCUUCCAACUCCUCAAUCAAUGUACAAUGGAAAGAUUGGAUCUGCAAUGUCUCCCUUAUCACCAAUUAGCCUGCCGCUGACCAACUCUAGCUCUGGACUUGGGUUUGGAUUUGCGUUAGCACUGGGAAAUAGCCUGCUUCUGGGACAAUCUACGGGAUGGACUUGUGAAGUAAAGCCAGAGGCAAUCACCUCCACAUUCAACCAGAUCGAAAGCAUUAAGGAUUUAACCAGCUCGGAUAUUAUUCAGACAUGCUAUAGAAUUGGAGAGAUUGAAAAGAGAGAAAGAGAACAACAGCAAAUCAAGCAAGAGAGUGAGAACAGUUUGAAACACCCAAGAGAUGAUAAUAAUGACUUUGAUGACUUGUUCAUGGAAGAAAAGAAACCAAAAUUUGAUUUUGAAGAUAUUAGCGAAAGAUUUUUGUACCAACAUAAUGAAUUUGAAGAUUGGAAGGAUUUUGUUAUAGCCAACGAAGAUUGA
This is a messenger RNA of Dujonia railenensis, 3669 nucleotides long. NCBI's taxonomy places the organism in Eukaryota, Fungi, Ascomycota, Pichiomycetes, Serinales, Debaryomycetaceae. The record is from the annotation of a GenBank genome assembly.